UCAUUCAUUCAAACUACAUGCUCUGAAUCUAAGAUAAUUAAGUUGACAGAUUUUACCGUGGCUUGUACGCUGUCCAUCACUCCGACUGGUCGUGGUCGUGUAUAAUUUGAAAAAACUUGUUCUUAAGGUUCGUCAUUACUGAAAUUUAUGUAUUCCGAUUAUAAUAAACAUUAAGUUUUUUUUUCUUCAAAUAAUUCUCACAAAUGGAAAACGCCUGGAAAACUGAACUCCCGGAGUUCCGUCCUGAAGAUAAUCCUCAUGGGCUUUUGGAAGAGAGUUCAUUUGCUACAUUAUUUCCCAAGUAUCGAGAAACUUAUUUGAAAGAAUGUUGGCCCUUAGUCCAAAACUCUUUAUUGAAAUACCACAUCAAAGCCGAUCUAGACUUACUUGAAGGUAGCAUGACUGUACGCACUACACGUAAAACUUGGGAUCCUGCUUCCAUUUUAAAAGCUCGGGAUUUAAUCAAAUUACUGUCUCGAAGUGUACCAUACGAACAUGCCAUACGUGUCAUGGAAGAUGACAUGGCUGCUGAUAUUAUCAAAAUCGGUUCUAUGGUUAGAAAUCGAGACAAAUUUGUUAAACGAAGACAAAGGCUUAUUGGACCAGGAGGAUGUACUCUAAAGUCUAUUGAACUAUUGACCAAUUGUUAUGUGCUUGUACAAGGACAAACUGUAGCAGCUCUUGGUCCGUUUAAAGGACUCCAGCAAGUACGCCGUAUUGUGACAGAUACUAUGAAAAAUGUUCAUCCCAUUUACAAUAUUAAAUCAUUAAUGAUCAAACGUGAAUUAGAAAGAAAUCCUAAAUUAAAAAACGAAAACUGGGAUAGAUUUUUACCUAAUUUCAAACCCAAGAAUGUGCCUAAAAAGAAGUCUAUCAAAAAAUCAAAGAAACCAUAUACUCCAUUCCCACCAGCUCCAACAGAGAGCAAGAUUGAUAAGUUGUUGGAAUCAGGAGAAUACUUCCUUAAAGAAGAGGAAAAACAAAAAAGGAAAAAGAAGGUAAAAGAAGAUAAGCAAAAGGAAGCUAAAAUAAAAAGAGAAGCUAAACGUAAUAUGGCAUUUAUUCCACCUGAUGAAUAACCUACUAUAAUUUAAUAUUAUAUAUUUUUAAUUUUUUAUGAUAGUUAAGAACUAUAUUGAAGUUACAUAAACUUUAGGUGCCUCUAUGUAAUAUAAAAAUGGUUGAAUUUUCAUAAAUUGUAUUAUUUGAAAUAUAUUAACAUCUAAAUUACUCA
Molecule: messenger RNA, 1234 nt
Organism: Sipha flava (yellow sugarcane aphid)
Lineage: Eukaryota; Metazoa; Arthropoda; Insecta; Hemiptera; Aphididae
Gene: dbe
Product: KRR1 small subunit processome component homolog
Exons: 3
Coding region: 204-1079 (291 amino acids)
Cellular component (GO): small-subunit processome; nucleolus
Molecular function (GO): RNA binding
Source: RefSeq, a predicted model, not a curated record